GGUCUUUUACAGCCUUAGUGAUUGUGUGAUUUGUGAUCUUUGUAAGGGCUCAUUCCUGAUACAGGUAGCAGCUGUAAGUGCUCAUUCUUGCUAUGAAUAGCAGCUGUGAAGCAAGAGACCGUGCUGCAACCUCUGUGGGAACCUGACCCUUUGCUGAACCAUCUCUCAAUAAAACAUUGAAGAGAAUUCCCCGUGUUGGGCCAUGACUGGCUUCCAGCCACCUUUCUUGUGAGAACACGGUGAUGUUGAGCUUGGAAAUGACCCCAGGCUGCUAUGAGGCGUCCCUUCAGUCUCAAUGCUGAACAAACCCACUGCCCUCAGCUGCUCCUCACCAAUCCAGCCCUCCAGCCCCCGACUCCAUAUCCUGCAGCACAGCUGGGGGUGUAGAUACAGCCCAAUGUGGGAUGAGGCCCCACAUCCCAUGGGCACAGCCACGUCCCCACCACAGCUCUCCCCCCACAGAUAACGGCCGCGUUGUGGCUGCUCCCCCUGAGUCCACGUUUCCUCAUUGCCCAACUUCAGGGCCCAUAAAAGGCACCGUGAGCACGGGGUGGGCACGGGGUGAGGAUGUGGAGCUGCUGGGUGCUGGUGCUGGCACUGCUGGGGGGGGCCUGUGCCCUCCCGGCCCCCCUGGACUACAACCAGGCUCUGGCCCAGGCUGUGGACUCCUACAACCAACGGCCCGAGGUGCAGAAUGCCUUCAGGCUGCUCAGCGCCGACCCCGAACCCGGCCCAAACGUCCAGCUCAGCUCCCUGCACAACCUCAACUUCACCAUCAUGGAGACGCGGUGCCAGGCGCGUUCGGGUGCCCAGCUUGAAAGCUGCGACUUCAAGGAGGACGGGCUCGUCAAGGACUGCGCUGCGCCCGUGGUGCUGCAAGGCGGCCGCGCCGUGCUCGAUGUCACCUGCGUGGACUCCAUGGCUGAUCCUGUCCGUGUCAAGCGCGUCUUGCCGCUGGUCAUCAGGACUGUGAUUGCAGGAUACAACCUCUACCGGGCAAUCAAGAGGAAGUGAGCCGUCCCCAGAGCUGCUGUCACCACUGUCCCCUUGCUGCCUUCCAUCCAAUAAAGGUCUUUCCUGGCC
Coturnix japonica (Japanese quail) is the source of this 1083-nucleotide messenger RNA. RefSeq names its product cathelicidin-1. NCBI's taxonomy places the organism in Eukaryota, Metazoa, Chordata, Aves, Galliformes, Phasianidae. Gene Ontology annotation, molecular function: lipopolysaccharide binding. Gene Ontology annotation, cellular component: extracellular region. The record is from RefSeq and is a predicted model, not a curated record. Gene Ontology annotation, biological process: defense response to Gram-negative bacterium; antimicrobial humoral immune response mediated by antimicrobial peptide; defense response to Gram-positive bacterium.